Molecule: messenger RNA, 3196 nt
Organism: Miniopterus natalensis
Lineage: Eukaryota; Metazoa; Chordata; Mammalia; Chiroptera; Miniopteridae
Source: RefSeq, a predicted model, not a curated record
AUGCCCGGUGCACAGCCGCGGGUGGACCCCUGGCUGGAGUCCCCCUUCGGGCUGAGUGACUGCCCUCGGGGCUCCCCCGAGCUCAGCAGUCCUGCUGCUGGGGCCUCCCCGUCAUCCCUGCGAGAGCACAAGCGUCGGACCUGUGACUCUGAGCACACGGGACCCGGGACCACAGCACCAGGAGGGGCGGCUUCGCGGCUGCUGCAGCUCUGCGUGUGGUCAGGCUCCCGCUGGACGCUGGGGUUCGACACCACACAUGUGGACCAGACGCCACCGAAGGAUCUGGAAAGAGGCCACGAGGGAUCAUACUGUGACGACGGGGCCGAUGGCGCCCCAUGUUCCUAUUGCAGAUAUGAUGGGCGCGGUCACCUGCAUGACCUUUCUGAGUACGACGCCGAGUAUUCCACCUGGAACAGAGAUUACCAGCUCUCCGAAGAGGAGGCGCGAGUAGAGGCCCUGUGUGAUGAAGAGAGGUAUUUAGCCUUGCAUACGGACUUGCUUGAGGAGGAGGCGAGGCAAGAGGAGGAAUAUAAGCGCCUGAGUGAAGCCCUAGCAGAGGACGGGAGCUACAAUGCAGUGGGAUUCACAUACGGAAGCGACUACUAUGACCCGUCAGAGCCGACCGAGGAAGAGGAGCCUUCUAAACAGAGAGAAAAGAGUGAGUCUGAGAAUGUGGAGGAGAGUGAGGAGCCCUUCGUUGCCCCUUCGGGACUGAAUGUGCCGCCUGACGUGGAGCUGCCGCCCACGGCCAAAAUGCAUGCCAUCAUCGAGCGCACUGCCCGCUUCGUGUGCAGACAGGGGGCGCAGUUUGAAAUCAUGCUGAAAGCCAGGCAGGCCCGGAACUCUCAAUUCGACUUCCUGCGCUUUGACCACUACCUCAACCCCUACUACAAGUUCAUCCAGAAGGCCAUGAAAGAGGGGCGCUACCCGGUGCUGGCCGAGAGCAAAAGUGAUGAGAAGCAGAAGUCGGGGGUCAGCUCUGACGAGGACGAUGACGACGAGGGAGAUGGGAGUUACCUGCACCCGUCUCUCUUCGCUGCCAAGAAGUGUGACCGCCUGGAGGAGCUGAUGAAGCCUUUGAAGGUGGUGGACCCAGAUCAUCCCCUUGCCAUGCUGGUCCGAAAAGCCCAGGCCGACAGUCCGGCCCCCACCCCUCCCUCGGCAGAUGGCACAGCUGGGCAGCCCUCCCAGGUGGAGUUCACCUCUGACUCGACGGUGGCUGCCAUGUACUACAGCUACUACAUGCUCCCGGACGGCACCUACUGCCUGGCACCUCCCCCCCCGGGCGUCGACGUGGCCACCUACUAUAGCACCCUGCCAGCCGCGGUGGCUGUGUCCAGCACUGCCGGAGUGACAGCCACUGCCCCGCCACCUCCCGGGACCACGCCACCUCCGCCCCCCACCACUGCGGAGACGAGUAGCGGGGUGACCUCUACCACCAUCACCACAAGUGCUCUUGCUCCCGUGGCCGCCAUCAUCCCCCCGCCCCCUGACAUCCAGCCCGUGAUAGACAAGCUGGCUGAGUACGUGGCCAGGAACGGCCUCAAGUUUGAGACCAGCGUUCGUGCCAAGAAUGAUCAGAGGUUUGAGUUCCUCCAGCCCUGGCACCAGUACAACGCCUACUAUGAGUUCAAGAAGCAGUUCUUCCUGCAGAAGGAAGGGGGCGAUGGCGCUCAGGCUGCGUCCGCACCAGAGGAGGCUCCUGCAGAGUCUGCUCCUGACAAACCAAGUGACCUGGGGGAGGAAGGCGUGGCUGAGGACCCGGCCGACACGGGAGGAAGAGGCAGCUCAGGGGGAAAAAAGGAGUCUGCGUCCAGCAAAGCCACCCAGGAUGGGAAGCUUGUGAAAGCUUCAUUUGCUCCAAUAAGCUUUGCAAUCAAGGCCAAAGAAAACGAUCUACUUCCCCUGGAAAAAAACCGCGUUAAGCUAGAUGAUGAUAGUGAUGAUGAUGAAGAGAACAAAGAGGGACAGGAAAGCGCUAGCGCUGCUGCAAACACGGACCCCGUGGUGGCCCCGCCCUGUGUGGUUGUCGAGGAGAAGCGGCCCCAACUCACCCAGGAGGAGCUAGAAGCCAAGCAAGCAAAGCAAAAGCUGGAGGACCGACUGGCAGCUGCUGCCCGGGAAAAGCUGGCCCAGGCGUCCAAGGAAUCGAAGGAGAAGCAGCUUCAGGCAGAGCGGAAGAGGAAAGCUGCCCUGUUUCUACAAACCUUAAAAAACCCUGCGCCAGAUGCGGAGCUUGGGAAAGUCGAGGAGAGUCCCUUCAGCGUGGAGGAAGCCGGCCCUGCGGCCUGUCCUCUCCCAGGCGGGGGCCGACCGCUACCAACUUUAGACAUUAAGGCCCCGGAAGGGCCCCCAGGCAGGAGCAGGGAUGCCCCCCGAGAGGAUGGGAGGGAAAAGAAGAAGAAGAAGCACAGGAGACGCUCCCGGACGCGAUCCCGCUCCCCCCGGCACCGCGCACCCCGGGCCAGGUCUCGGUCCCACUCCAAGGCCAAGCACUCGCUCCCCAGCGCCUACCGGACAGCGCGGCGCUCCAGGUCACGGUCCCGUUCCCCUCGGAGAAGAGCUCACUCUCCCGAGAGACGGAGGGAAGAAAGAAGCGUACCCACCGCCUACCGGGUGAGCAACAGCCCGGGCGUCAGCAGGAAGCGGACCCGGUCCAGGAGCCCUCACGAGAAGAAGAAGAAGCGGAGCUCACGGUCGCGGACCAAGUCCAAGGCCGAGUCCCGCUCAGCGUCCCCGAGCAAGCAGGCCCCGCGCCGGCACUCUGCACACUCGGCCAGCAUCUCUCCUGUGGAGAGCCGGGGCUCCAGCCAGGAACGCUCCAGGGGCGUUUCUCAGGAAAAAGAGGGUCAGAUCUCUUCAGCGAUUGUUUCUUCCGUGCAGAGCAAAAUAACUCAGGACCUCAUGGCCAAAGUCAGAGCGAUGCUCGCCGCUUCCAAAAACAUGCAGACCAGUGCCUCCUGAGACGUGGCUGGCGGCUGGGGUGUGGCGCCCACCUCUGCACGGACCCCACGGAGCGCCGUCCAGGCUCUUGGACGUCCGUGGACAGUGGUGGUUUUGUAAAUUCAUUUUUGAUGACAUUUUCGGUUUAAGAUUUUUGACCAGCAGUCUCUUACCUGUAUAUUUGUAGAUAAUAUCAUGUUUCUGUGAAAAUGUAUUAUCAAAUAAAAUGGGAAGAAAACACCUUUUCUAGCUA